Messenger RNA from Oncorhynchus kisutch (coho salmon), 5590 nucleotides. RefSeq names its product serine/threonine-protein phosphatase 6 regulatory ankyrin repeat subunit B-like. The coding region runs from base 510 to 3740 and encodes 1076 amino acids. Gene Ontology annotation, molecular function: protein binding. The transcript is spliced from 27 exons. The record is from RefSeq and is a predicted model, not a curated record. NCBI's taxonomy places the organism in Eukaryota, Metazoa, Chordata, Actinopteri, Salmoniformes, Salmonidae.
UCUCCUCAAAUUCUGCAUCUGAGUGUAGGAGAGCGAGAGGCUUGAACUUCCUGUGCAAUCUCAGUUCACCCGUUUUACAUAUACAGGAAGAUUUUCGGAGCUGCAAAGUGAGAGGGGAGUGUUUGGUAAUUUAAAGAGAAAUUCCCCCGUGCAUAAACUGUAAAUGCGGAUUGUUUACAUCAGUCGGUCGAGUCGGAGAAGCCAUUCCUUCUUUCCCUCCUCCCUUCGCACACUGUGGCGGUGGCGCGACUCCCCCUCACCGCAGAUAGUGUCAGUGGAGCUGGCCAUGGGGCCCUGAUACAGCCCGGGCCCUGACUGAGGUUCUGCGUUGCAUCAGAAAAGGAACAAUUAUUGAUGCACGAUUCACUUCCCUGACUACUGCAUCAACCAAGAGUGACUACAAGAGGAAAGAUAGAAGAUUUUGAACUGCAAUAUUAUUUCAAGAUAAUUGCCUGAUCUGAUAUUCAAGGGAGUGUGUUGAUGUGCUGACCAAAUUGAUCGAGACUAUUAUGGCUGUUCUAAAACUCGUCGAACAGCCUCCUCUGGUCCAGGCCGUCUUCAAUGGAGACCCUGAGGAGAUACGCAUGCUCAUCUACAAAUCGGAAGACAUCAACGCUCUGGAUGCAGAGAAGCGCACCCCGCUCCAUGCUGCAGCCUUCCUGGGUGAUGCUGAGAUCACUGAGCUUCUUAUCCUCUCCGGGGCGCGGGUCAACGCCAAAGACAGUAUGUGGCUCACCCCUCUCCACCGUGCGGUGGCAUCCUGUAGUGAGGAGGCGGUUCGUGUGCUGAUCCGUCACUCUGCUGAUGUGAACGCGCGGGAUAAGAACUGGCAGACGCCGCUUCACGUUGCCGCUGCCAACAAGGCCCUGCGCUGCGCUGAGGUCAUCAUCCCGCUGCUGAGCAGCGUCAACGUGUCGGACCGCGGGGGGCGCACCGCCCUGCAUCACGCCGCCCUCAACGGGUACACCGAGAUGGUUAACCUGCUGCUGGCUAAGGGAGCCAACAUCAAUGCCUUCGAUAAGAAAGAUGGCCGCGCCUUGCACUGGGCGGCUUAUAUGGGACAUCUGGAUGUAGUGUGUCUGCUUGUCAGCCAGGGGGCAGAGGUCAGCUGUAAGGACAAGCGGGGUUACACCCCCCUACACACGGCCGCUUCUAAUGGUCAGAUCGCUGUGGUCAAACACCUGCUCAACCUGGCUGUGGAGAUAGAUGAGACCAAUGUGUUUGGUAACACGGCUCUGCACUUGGCCUGUUUCAACGGUCAGGAUGCUGUGGUCAGUGAGCUGAUAGACUACGGAGCUAACGUCAGCCAGCCCAACAACAAGGGUUUCACCCCCCUGCACUUCGCUGCAGCCUCCACCCACGGAGCCCUCUGUCUGGAGUUCCUGGUCAACAAUGGGGCUGACGUCAACGUCCAGAGUCGGGAUGGGAAGAGCCCCCUCCACAUGACAGCGGUCCACGGCCGCUUCACUCGCUCUCAGACACUCAUCCAGAAUGGUGGGGAGAUUGACAGUGUGGACAAGGAAGGGAACACUCCUCUUCACAUUGCUGCUCGCUAUGGUCACGAGCUCCUCAUUAACACACUCAUCACCAGCGGAGCUGACUGCACAAGACGAGGGGUCCAUGGUAUGUUUCCUCUGCACCUGGCUGCUAUGAAUGCCCACUCAGACUGCUGCCAGAAGCUGCUCUCCUCAGGAAGGAUGUACAGCGUAAUGUGUUCCCUCAGUAACGUCCCCUCGUCCUCGGCCCUGUCUGCAGGCUUCCAGAUCGACACCCCUGAUGCACUGGGGAGGACCUGUCUACACGCUGCCGCCGCCGGGGGUAAUGUGGAGUGUGUGAAGUUGCUUCUGAGCAGCGGUGGGGACCACAACCGGAGGGACAAGUGUGGCAGGACCUCUCUCCACUAUGCGGCAGCCAGUCGUCACUACCAGUGCCUGGAGACCCUUGUGUCGUGUGGGACCUGCAUUAAUGCCACUGACCAGUGGGGGCGCUCUGCUCUGCACUACGCUGCUGCCUCCGACCUGGACAGAAGGCGACGUCAGGCUCUGGAGCCAGAGAGUGAAGGGGUGCAGGCAGAGAAGGAGAAAGAGGCUGCACUAUGUCUAGAAUUCCUUUUGCAAAGUGGUGCUACUGCCUCUCUGAAGGAUAAGCAGGGCUACAGUCCUGUCCACUAUGCUGCAGCCUAUGGCCACAGACACUGCCUGGAGCUGCUGUUGGACAGAGACGAGAGUCACCAGGAGCCCCCAGACUUUCUGGGUGCCAGGAGCCCCCUGCACCUCGCUGCAUACCACGGCCAUGCACAGGCUCUGGAGGUGUUGCUGCAAGGGGAGAGGGAGGUAGACCAGGGGGACGAGGAAGGUCGUACUCCCCUGGCCCUAGCGGCCCUCAGGGGCCACACUGAUUGCGUCCACACCCUUCUCAGGCAGGGGGCCUCGCCACGCACCACGGACACCAACAGGGGACGCACCCCGGUACACCUAGCAGUGAUGAAUGGUCAUACGUCGUGUGUACGCCUCCUUCUGGACGACCAGGAUAGUGCAGACCUGGUGGACACUACAGACUCUCAGGGACAGACUCCUCUGAUGCUUGCAGUGGCAGGGGGACAUGUGGAUGCUGUGUCUCUGCUGCUGGAGAGAGAGGCUGCUGUAGAUACAGCAGACAACCAUGGCCUGACUGCCCUGCACCUCGGGUUGCUGUGUGGUCAGGAGGAGUGUGUUCAGUGUCUGUUGGAGCAGGAGGCCUCUGUGUUGCUGGGGGACUCCAGGGGCCGAACAGCCCUCCAUCUGGCUGCAGCGAAGGGCCACGCAUCCUGGCUCGCUGAGCUGCUGAGUAUGGCCUGUUCUGAACUGCCCAUGCCCCCCCUCCGAGACCACCAGGGGUACACCCCCCUGCACUGGGCCUGCUACUAUGGUCACGAGGGCUGUGUGGAGGUACUGCUGGAGCAGAAAGGUUGUCCCUGUAUCGAUGGGAACCCCUUCACUCCUCUGCACUGUGCUGUGGUGAAUGAUCAUGAACCCUGUGCCUCACUACUGCUGGAAGCCAUUGGAUCAGACAUGGCCAGCUGUAAGGACGCUAAGGAUCGGACUCCACUCCAUGCUGCAGCGUUCUCUGGUCAUGUGGACUGUGUUCAGCUGCUUCUGGCCCAUGAUGCACCUGUGGAUGCUGUGGACCAAUCAGGGCGCAGUGCGCUGAUGAUGGCUGCAGAGAAGGGAAGAGUCGGGACUGUAGAGGUGCUGCUGACCAGUGCCAACGCCAGCCUGAGGUUGGUGGACCAGAAUGGUAACACCGCGCUCCACCUGGCUUGCAGUAACGGAAAGGAGGACUGUGUACUAUUCAUCCUGGAGAGGCUGAAGGACACUGUUCUCAUAGGUUCCACCAACGCAGCACUGCAGACGCCCCUCCACCUAGCGGCCCAUAGCGGUCUGAAGCAGGCUGUCCAGGAGCUGCUGUCCAGGGGGGCCAGUGUUCAGACGUUGGAUGAGAACGGUUUGACCCCUGCUCUGGCUUGCGCUCCUAGCAGGGAGGUGGCUGACUGUCUGGCUCUCAUUCUGGCUACCAUGAUACCUUUCUGCUCCCCUUGCAGCUCCGGUGCGCCCUCCACAGGUUUCCUCCUGAGAGCCCUACCCAGGGAGGGGAAAAGCUCCCACGGCCCUCGCAGCCCCAAGGCCCCCUCGGACCCCUCUAGCGAGGGCAGUGCCAGUCAGGGCGCCACUGAAAACGACUCGGACUCAGAAACCUUUUGACCCCUAUGAUCUAUGACCCUGACUCUUAUCAGACUACCUGGAUGCCUGAAGAUCAGCACUCUCCCACCACCCGACCUCCCCUGAUUCCUUGCUCGUGUCCCAGAGCAGAACCUCUCCGUGGGGCUUGUACAGGACUUUGUUCCCCCUAAAGGCUGGAGGGAUGGAGCUUGACCCUUAACCUAACUGUGAUUCUGUCUGCUGGUGCUUCUUUUCCAGAUCACUCUUGGUACUGCGUCUCAGCUUGGCGAUCAAUGACAGGCUGAUACCUUUUUUUUCUUCUUAUGAAAAGAGACCCAAGGAUGAAGAAAAGUAGAAUUGUAACCUUUUCUCUUUUGGUUGGUUGAUGUACCAAAUAUUGACUUAACAUAAGUAUUUAUGUUGAUGUUUGUGUCUGGGUAGCCUAGGUAUGCAUUGAAAGGUACGCCCUGCUCUGUCUAUCUGCCCAGUGAUGUGAGUAUAGCACAAACCAACUGGAGCACAAUUCCAGAAUUCACUUAUAAGCUUAUUAUAGAGAAACAGGGUAGAAUGCUUUCCUCUAGUUACAGUGUAUGUAUAGUCAGAGUAUCGCCUUUAUGCAAAGAAGUGGCAUCAUUUUCAACCUCUUGUGUUCCCACACCAAUAGAAAUAUGACAUUGGGCACUGAGUUGUUCCUGAUCCUGUCACGUGGUCAGUUAGGAAACUUCUGUCCCUCGUGUUACAGGUCCAUAGCGUUUCAGUAAAUGACAUGCCCAGAUACAGUAUGUCAGAUCAGGUCUCCAGUGAAAAGGUUGACACCUGUACGGUAUUUAUUCACAUUUAUAUUAUGGUACAAAGGACAGCAGGACCUUGAUCACUCUUCAUUUCCUAUAACCCUCCCUCCAUCCUCGUUUACCGUCUGUUGGCGACCUACCUGCAAUGUGUCUCUUAAACGUGUCCAGUGCCUUGUUACACCUUUUAAAAUUUCUAUUCUCCCAAAAAAGUGUAUCCCCUAAACGCAGGGUUCUCCAACCCUGUUCCUGGAGAGCCACUGUCCUGUAGGUUUUUCACUCCAACCCUGUUCCUGGAGAGCCACUGUCCUGUAGGUUUUUCACUCCAACCCUGUUCCUGGAGAGCCACUGUCCUGUAGGUUUUUCACUCCAAGCCUAAUCAAGCACACCUUAUUCUAAUAAUUAGCUGGUUGAUAAACUGAAUCAGGUUAGUUUCAAUUGGGGUUAGAGUGAAAACCUACAGGAGGGUAGCUCUCCAGGAACAGGGUUGGAGUGAAAACCUACAGGAGGGUAGCGCUCCAGGAACAGGUUUGGAGUGAACCUACAGGAGGGAAGCUCUCCAGGAACAGGCUUGGACAGCCCUGCUCUAAUGAGUAUCCUGUCACUUCUAACCCUGAAAAAGAAACUCAGUUAUGGUCAGGCAUGCCUGUGUGUGUGUAUAUAUAUAUAUAUAUAUAUAUAUGCCUGCUACAAGAUGUCUGACGAAAGGAAAUUGGUUUCUGCUUUUGUACAUACCGUGUCAUUGUAAUAACUCUCCCCCAGAGCACACAAAGAAAGCACAAUGCCUCCGUUUCUAAAUGCUUGUCGUUGGAACUAAGAAACGGGGAGUUUCAGUUCUGUCCCAAAUGGCAAGCUAUUCCCUAAAUAGUGCACUACUUUUGACCAGAACCCUAGGGGCCCUGCUCAAAAGUCAUGCACUAUAGGGAAUAGGGUGGCAUUUGAAAUGCAGAUGGUCUGUCCGUAUUACGUCAGUCGUGACAAUCGUAUCACUGUGUUUGAUUUUCAUACCAGUUCCUGAUUCAGUAUGAAAUGCUGAAGGUUGUUUGUCAGCUUCCCUUUGUUUUAUAGGAAUUGUACAAUUCUAUAAAAAUCUGUUUUAAUUUA